Messenger RNA from Chiloscyllium plagiosum (whitespotted bambooshark), 2368 nucleotides. RefSeq lists its product as uncharacterized. The record is from RefSeq and is a predicted model, not a curated record. Gene Ontology annotation, molecular function: protein binding. NCBI's taxonomy places the organism in Eukaryota, Metazoa, Chordata, Chondrichthyes, Orectolobiformes, Hemiscylliidae. Gene Ontology annotation, biological process: axonogenesis; positive regulation of synapse assembly.
CAUUACGAAUAGUCAGUUCCUGCCUCACUGUGGAUACACACCAAAGGGAUGUGUACAUUUCCUGAAGUUGACAUUUUCCACUCCCAUCCUGCAAGUAAAAUCUUUUGUUCGUUAACCAAAGUCUGUUUUUUGAAAUAUGUGCAUGCUUAUUAUCUCAACAUUUUAUGAUUACGGAGCAGUUAUGUUCUGUUCAUCCAGGCUAUAAAGGACAAGACCUCAAGAAAAUGUACGGAUUUUACAACAUCAACAAAUGCUGUGUACCAGUUGUCAAGCUGCUGGUUGGCAUUCUUCUUCUGAUGCCUCAAGGCCUUUCACUGGUUUGUCCUUCUGUUUGUCAGCGUUGUUCAAGGACUCUAGUUCAGUGCUGCAACUUAGGUUUCACAUCAGUUCCUCGGAAUUUUGCAAAGACCACUUCAGUUAUUUACCUUAGCAGGAAUAACAUUUCUAAUGUAACGCCUGAGGAUUUAGAAGGAUUUAACAGACUGUCAUCACUUUUCCUUGAUAACAGCGGUCUCGUUGAUAUACAUCCUCAAGCUUUUAUUAGUCUCACAAAUUUGUAUUACUUGUAUUUGAAUAAUAACCAGAUACAGUAUAUCAAGCAAGGGAUAUUUGGAAGCCUUUCAAAACUUCGAUACUUAUACCUACAACACAAUCACAUUCUUUCUAUUCCAAGAAGAUUAUUUUCUGAUUUGACUGCCCUUCGAUACUUACAACUUGAAGGAAACUCCCUUCGUGUGCUCAGCAAUGGAAUGUUCAUUGGUUUAAUGAGUCUUCAUACACUGCAUCUUGCUAACAACAGAAUUUCCUGGGUAUCUAAUUCCUCAUUUAAUCAGCUUGCACGACUGGAGUUUCUCAAUCUACAGAGCAACUACUUAACAUGGAUCCCGUCAAAUACUUUCAUUCAGCUUAAGAUCCUUAAAAGCCUUAUCUUAUCCAAUAAUCCAAUAAAGUUGAUCCAUACUAAUUCAUUUAAUGGAUUAGGAAGUCUCAAAUAUCUUUACCUUGGUAAUUCCAAAAUAAAAUCCAUAGCAAAAGAUGGCUUUACUGCAAUGAAGAGCUUAAUACACUUAACACUAAGUAACAAUAGCAUAAUUCGCAUUAAUUCUGAUGCUUUUAAAAUAUUGCAUCUUGGGUAUUUGAGGCUUGACCAUAAUAAUAUAUCAUUUAUUGAGCCUGAUGCAUUUGAAGGAAUGGCAACAACUUUGAAAAUUCUGCACUUGGCCAAUAAUCGUCUUGCAAAUUUGCUUCCUGAGGUUCUGAGACCAUUGGUCUCGCUAAAUCGUUUAGUAAUAAAUGACAAUCCCUGGGAGUGCAACUGUAACUUGCUCAGUUUGCAUAGAUGGCUCUUGUCAUCCUCUUUGAGGUUAAAUAUUCGUUGUCACAGUCCAUCCCAGCUGCGUGGUAAAUCCUUGCAUUAUGUCAGUGUAAAUGAAGUUAGUGGAUGUAAUAACAGUUUAGUAUCUUUGGGAUUAGAUAUUGAAAAGAGAUCUCCAACUACUAGCAGACUGUUAACCUCAAUAAAAACAGAUACCUCAAAUGUUCAUUUCAAGUCGGAACGCAGUUCUGUAACAGUGCAAGAUUUUAGAGAUGCAGUAUUUGUCACAGAAGGCACACAGCAGUACACAAGCAUGCUACCAGGGCAACUAUCUGUGGCAAAUGAAUCUGUAAAUUUAACUACAUUUGCAGCUUCUGAUAUGGCAUCGAUUUCAAUCAAACCUUUGUUCAUCUGUGAACAAAAUUUAGAAAAGUUGAACCAAGCCUUUGACAUACUCUUGGUCUUUUUCAUCUUGGCCUGUGCAGCAGUUUUAUUCCUGAUAUAUAAAGUUCAACAGCUGCAUAAGAAACUCAAGGAUACUGAGGCAGAAGGAGACAAUGUCCUAGAGUAUUACGGUGUGUAUCCAUAUGCAAGGUAUUAUGUGACAGACUCAGUCCAGGUUAUACCUCCCGAACCUGUGACAAAUCCAGAUGUGGACCAGACCAGUAUCCUAAAGAUAGCAGACCCUACUGAACAAGCUGAAGUUAUUCUCUUUGAGCACUCAGUUUUAUGAUUAUGUUCAUAUCUACAAUGUACACUGAAUAGAAAGUUAUCAUUUAUAGGCAAUAGAUUUUGAUUUUGAUCAGUUAAUUAGAGUUUAAACUGUGUAUGUAUAAUUUGUCAUCCUACAAGAAACCCCCGUGCAGAACAAUCUGUUAAUAAAAUACAUAUUUUUAUGCAAGUCUACCAGCAAAACGUCACCAAGUUUUUUUUUCUGAAGCAUCGAAACAUACCCUGGGGUCCAACUGGUCUAUGUGGACCAGGUAUCCUAAAUUAAUCUAGUCCCAUUUGCUAGCAUUUGGCCCAUAUCCCUCUAAACUCUUCCUAUUCAUG